ACAACAUCAACAACGACAACAACUUCUACAACAUCAACAUCAACAUCAACAUCCACAACAACAUCAUCAACAACAACAACGACAUCAACCACAACAACCACAACUACAACAUCAACAACGGCAGCAACAGCGACAACAACUUCUACAACAUCUACAACAACAACCACAACAACGUUAACAACAACAACAACUACAACAUCAACAACGACAUCAACAUCAACUUCGACAACAACUUCUACAACAUCAACAUCAACAUCAACCACAACAACCACAACUACAACAUCAACAACAACAUCAUCAUCAACAACAACAACUUCUACAGCAUUAACACCAUCAACCACAACAACAACGACGAUAUCAACCACAACAUCUGUAACAACAACAACUUCGACAACAACAUCAACAACACCAUCAACCACAACAUCUACAACAAUCACAACAUCUACAACAACACCAUCAACAACAACCACAUCUACAACAACAUCAACGAUAUCAUCAUCAACUUCGACUACAACAACGACAUCAUCAACAACAACAGCGACGACAACAAAAACAACCACUACUAAUAUCACUACGAUACCAGUAAUCUCUACUACAAUAACAACCACAACUAACCGAACAAGUUCAGCAGAUGGUGUCCAUGUCAUAAGUAGUUUAUUAUUAUAUUGUCUCUUCACAUCGCUUAUAUUGACAUUUGCCUUUGUUUGA
Messenger RNA from Adineta steineri, 708 nucleotides. Lineage: Eukaryota; Metazoa; Rotifera; Eurotatoria; Adinetida; Adinetidae. The record is from the annotation of a GenBank genome assembly.